UAAUGACUAUUUUGUAGUUUUUCUUGAUAGUUUAGGGUCUAUUUUGUUGUUUUUUUUACUGUAGUUUAGGGAUUAGAUUGAAGUAUUUUAAUAGUUCAGGAAUCACUAAUAGUCACUUGAUUUGGAUGUAAGUAUUGUUUAGUGACCUUUUAAUUGAUUUUAACAGAUUAUGGAUUAGAUGGGAGAGACUGAUAGUUUAAACUUUAAAGACUAAAUUGAUUGUUUAUUCAUUAAUUAAUACUAACAUAUGAGUCCAACAAUAUAUUGAAGCAUCAUGUAAUGUGUUUUAAAAUUAAACGAUGUGACAACACAAUAUUGGAUGCAUGUGUAAAAUAAUUUUACACCGUGCACAACAAUUAAACUCUAAAUUAAAACCUUUGAAUUGUAUAUCUAAUAAAUAAAUUUGAAAAUGGAAAAUGAUAAAAAAUAAAAUAAAAAUAGUACUAACAUAUGGGUCUAUCGUUGACUUUGCAACCACUCAACUGCUUUUAUUCUUAAUAAUCUUCUUGUUUCAUACAAUUGCUGCAUAUUUCUCAACCCAACAUACUUUCAUUUUGUGAGUUAUUGUUUAUUAUUAUUAUAACUUUGAAGAUGGCUGAAGCUGUUCUUGAAGUUGUGCUUAACAAUUUGAGCUCACUCAUUCAUAAGGAGAUUUCCAUAUUUCUGGAUUUCCAACAAGACUUUAAUAGUCUUUCCAGCUUGCUCACUACAAUCAAGGCUACUCUUGAUGAUGCUGAGGAGCAACAAUUCUCAAACAGGGCUCUCGAGGAUUGGCUGCUUAAGCUUAAAGAUGCUGCUCACGUCCUCGACGACAUCUUGGACGAGUGUGCUACCAAAGCACUGGAGCUGGAGUACAAAAGAUACAAGGCUGGACUAACUGAUAAGGUACAAAGCUCUUUUUUAUCCUCUCUUCAUCCAAAGCAUGUUGCUUUUCGUUACAAAGUUGCUAAGAAAAUGAAGAGUAUACGAAAGAGGUUAGAUGAAAUAGCCGAAGAAAGGACAAAGUUUCAUUUGACCGAGACAGUGAGAGAGAAUAGAAGUGGAGUCUUUGAUUGGCGUCAAACCACCUCAAUCAUUACCCAACCUCAAGUCUAUGGAAGAGAAGAAGAUAAAAAUAAAAUCAUUGAUUUCAUGGUUCACGAUGCUUCUUGUUUUGAGGGUUUAUCUGUCUAUCCGAUUGUGGGUCUAGGUGGACUUGGAAAAACAACACUUGCCCAACUUAUCUUCAAUAAUGAAAGAGUGGUCAAACACUUUGAGCUUAGAAUGUGGGUGUGUGUUUCAGAAGAUUUUAGUUUGAAAAGAAUGACAAGAGCUAUCUUAGAAUCUGCAUCUGGGCACGCAUGUGAGGAUUUAGAUCUAGAGCUGUUGCAGAGAAAACUUCAAGAUUUUAUACAAAGAAAAAGAUUUUUAUUAGUAUUGGAUGAUGUGUGGGACGAUAAACAAGAGAAUUGGCAGAGGUUGAGAUCUGUAUUGGCUUGCGGAGGAACGGGUGCUUCAAUUUUGGUCACAACCCGUCUUGCAAAGGUUGCAGAAAUCAUGGGAACAAUACCACUGCAUGAUAUAUCAAAGCUAUCUGACAAAGAUUGUUGGGAAUUGUUUAAACAACGAGCUUUUGCACCAAAUGAGGAAGAAGCCGCGGAGCUUGUGGUCAUUGGACUAGAGAUAAUAAAAAAGUGUGGGGGAGUGCCUCUUGCGGCAAUCGCACUAGGAAGUCUCUUGCGUUUUAAAAGAAAGGAAACAGAGUGGCUCUAUGUCAAGGAAAGCAAGUUGUGGAGCUUACAAGAUGAAGAUUAUGUCAUGCCUGCCUUGAGAUUAAGUUAUUUGAAUUUGCCAGUAAAAUUGAGACAAUGUUUUGCUUUCUGUGCGCUAUUUCCCAAAGAUGAAAGAAUCAGUAAGCAGUUUUUGAUCGAGCUUUGGAUGGCUAAUGGCUUUAUUUCACCGAAUGAAAUGUUGGACGAGGAAGAUAUUUGCAAUGAGGUAUGGAAUGAAUUAUACCGGAGAUCAUUUUUCCAAGAUAUUGAGAAAGAUAGAUUUGGAAACAUUACAAAGUUCAAGAUGCACGAUCUUGUUCACGAUCUUGCUCAAUCUGUUUCAGAAGAGGUCUGUUGCAUUACAGAUAACAGUGGCAUGACUAGUAUGUUCGAAAGAAUCCGCCAUCUCUCAUUUCAUAUGAACAGAUUUAGGGAAAUUGAUUUGAUCCGGUUGUGUAGCUGCAAAUCAUUGAAGACCUGCAUAAUGCCAACGGUUGGACUUGAUGUUAUUAAACUUUUACCUCAUAUAUUGAGAUGUUAUUCAUUACGGGCGCUUGAGUUGAAAUAUAUUAUUAAAGAAGUACCAUCUUCAAUUGGUCAUUUAAAAUAUCUAAGAUACUUGAAUCUCUCUUUAGGUAACUUUGAAACUCUUCCAGAAUCCAUAUGUAUGUUGUGGAAUUUGCAUAUUUUGAAGUUAGACCGUUGUCAUAGUCUCCGAAAUUUGCCUAAUAAUUUGAUACAUUUGAAAGCUCUACAUCAUCUGUCAUUGAAUUACUGCACGAAUCUAUCAAGCUUGCCUCCUCAAAUAGGGAAAUUGACUUCCUUGAGGACUUUGAGCAUGUAUGUAGUUGGCAAGGAAAGAGGUUUCCUUUUGACAGAAUUAGGACAAUUAAAUCUUAAAGGAGAGCUUCACAUCAAGCACCUUGAAAGAGUGAAGAGUGCAGAAGAUGCUAAAGAAGCUAACAUGUUGAGUAAGCACCUGAGCCAUUUGCAGCUGUCGUGGGAGAGAACUGAAGAGUCCCAAUUGCAAGAAAAUGUCGAGAAGAUUCUUGAAGUACUUCAACCAGCUCAUACCCAAAAGCUUCAAGGAUUGUGUGUUGAAGGGUAUAUAGGUGCCCAAUUCCCACGAUGGAUGUCUAGUCCUUCUCUUAAAGAUUUAAAUUCUUUAGAGCUCGUAGGCUGCGAAAGUUGUUUACAUCUCCCACAGUUGGCAAAACUACAUUCUCUUAAGGAACUAACUGUAUCCAACAUGAGUCGUUUAAUGUAUGUAGACAACGAGUCACCUGGCAGUGGAGUUGCAGGAUGUUUCAUAGCACUAAAAAAAUUGUCACUGAAGAAGCUGCCAAACCUGAUAAGAUUAUCGAGGGAAGAUACUGAAAAUAUGUUUCCGCACCUUUCAAAACUUAAAAUAAUUGAAUGUCCUAAUUUGUUGGGCUUGAAUUGCAUUCCAUCUCUCAAUAUCAUGCGUAUAGAAGGGAAAUGCAACCAACACUUACUAAGUUCAAUUCAUAAACUCGGUAAUCUUGCAUUCCUUGUGUUAAUCAAUAUUGAAGACCUGACAUGUUUUUCUGAUGGGAUGCUAAGAAACCUCACUUCUCUUAAGGAAUUGAUCAUUUGGAGUUGCUCACAAAUAGAAGGUUUGGACGAGGCUUUACAACAUUUGACUUCCCUUCAAUCGUUAUCAUUGUGGGAUCUUCCAAACCUGGCAUCCUUGCCUGAUUCGUUAGGAAACCUUAGUUCGCUUCAGGAACUAUAUAUUUUGAAUUGUUUGAAGUUGAAGUGUCUUCCGACGAGCAUUCAAAGCUUUAUUGGUCUGAAAAGUUUGGAAAUUUGGGGUUGCAGUGAGUUAGGGAAACGCUGUGAAAAGGAAAUAGGUGAGGAUUGGCCAAAAAUAUCCCACGUUAAAAAUAUUUCCAUUAAAGAAAGUUCCUUUUUUUGAAGAGGAGGAGAAUACUCUAUUGUUGCAGCAAAGACAAAUGGUGAUAGGUAUAUAUAUUCUUAGAAAUUUCGGGUUGGGCCUAAGUUCAGAACUGGACAUUUGGAGCGUGACCCGAGUGACCUAAUAGCAGGAGUGAUGGUGCUAGUCCAAGUGUUGUUUGGAGGAAAGAAAAUAGACAUAAUUAUUUGUGUCAUUCAAGAGGUGGAAUAAUGCACAGGCAAAGCAAUGGAGUGGAUUUACAACCAAUGCUAUGAUCUGCUGGGCUUAGGAAUGACAUGGGAGGAGGAAAGAAAAGAUUAGAGAAGAGACAGCCCUAUGACUGCGAGAUGAAAGGUAAACAGUGUUUAGCCUGAAGAGAAAAAUUCAUAUACAGGACUCAAACACAGCCUUCGUAUCACUCAUAAUAUUCUCAUAAGAAAAAGUACAGAUACUAGCAUUGAGGUGGCCAAAGAAACGAGAAAGGCAGCACAGCAGCAAUGCCACGGUCACACAUGAAGAAAAAAGAGGAUGCGUGUCGUCUCCAAAGUGAGUGAAUGUGUCUCUGUAUGUUUCUCCACCCAUCCUAUCCUACCUUAAUUAUGUUACAUCAUAUGAUGAUGCUUACGAAAUAUGACUUCCCUUCAGUUGUUAAUAUUAUGCAAUCUUUUAAACAUUAGCAUAACAUCUUUCUUCUUUUCUUUUUUGUGUCAAUAUAGUACAAAAUAUUAGUGGACUUUGUUGGUUUUGGCAUCUGUUGUUCUUGGUUUUGGCAUCUUUGUAUCACAUUGUAAGUUUGUUUUAGUAUGUUAAUUUGGCUUUUUUCAGAAAUACAAUUUGACAUUAUACAUUGAUCAUGAAUUUCACGUAAUUUUGUAAUUGUUUAUAUAGUUUUUAAGGCAAUACCAAUUUACUAUUUCUUGAUACUUCUUCACAUUGGAGAUGGUUCCUAUGUUACUUAAAGAAAUUCGUGUACUUAAUUUUGUGCAUUCAGCUAAAUGUACUGUGUAUUCAGUUUUGUAUUUGUUUGUUAAGACUUAAGAAACAUGGAAAAACAAAACACUAUAUUUAAUUUAAAAUGGUAUUGUAGAGAGAAACUGUUUUAACUUUUAAGCAAGAUAGAAUCAACGAAUUGUCUCAAUGCACGCAUUGUGAUUUUAGUUUCUGAAAAGUAACUACUUUCUGGAGCUAAUUCUUCUUUAGCAUUCAAGAGGUGGUAAGUUGUUAUGAUUUUAGUUUCUAAAAGGUAACAACUUUCUAGUACUCAUGCAUUAAUUUAUUUAGGUAAUUUAUCAUGUGUCGUUGAUGGAAACAUGGUAAGGGUAAUUGCAAGGUUAAAGGUUGUUCAUGUUUAUGCUAACCCGGAAGAGUUAAAGCCAUGUUGCUGACCACGAGAAUUCUGUUGCAAGAAUAUUGCACAGGCAAAGCAAUGGAGUGGAUUUACAAUCAAUGUAAUUAGAUUAGAUGAACUACUUCUGAUUGUAGGCUGAAGCAUCUUCAAAUUUUCAAAAGCUCCAAAAGAAUGCUUCUUCCUUUUCAAAUAUUAGCGGCCUUGCUUUGCAAUGUAGUCCUAGAAAAUUCCGAUUACAUAAAAAAUUAAAUAUAAAGAUUCGUUAUAUAAAUUUGGCCAAAGAAAGAAGGUACACCUCUUCAAGUACUUCGACUAGCCACUGUUCCACCACAUCAUGAUUUGCAAGAUAAACCGGCAAUUAAAUCUAGCGGAGGACAAAAUCAAGAGAACAACCAAGGCGUAAGGAGUCCAUUGUCACAUCAACUAAUGGAAAUUCUUCAAAGAAUGAAACCUUUUGUCGAUGGUCAGAAAUCCGCUAUACAACAAUUCAUAUCCAAUCUAUGGCUCAUGCGAUAAAAGACUCUGUUGGAAAGGAAUAAGUUAUCUCCUGCUAUAAAGUUGGUCCAUGUAAUGAAAAGACUAUGGAAUCAUAGACUUUAAAAUAAGACUUGCAAUUGUAUCCUCUUCGUCUCAUUUCCUUCUCUCAGCCCUUUUUACCUUGCAAUCUCUUCGGAGGCAGCGGCGAUGCCACGGUCACAGAUGAAGAAAAAAAAGGAUGCGUGUCGUCUCCAAAGUGAGUGAAUGUGUCUCUGUGAGUGAAAUAUGACCUCCCUUCAGUUGUUAACAUUAUGCAAUCUUUUAAACAUUAGCAUAACAUCUUUCUUCUUUUCUUUUCUUUUUUGUGUCUAUAUAGUACAAAAUAUUAGUGGACUGUGUUGGUUUUGGCAUAUGUUGUAGUUGGUUUUGACAUUAUACCUUGAUCAUGAAUUUCACAUAAUAUUGU
Messenger RNA from Trifolium pratense (red clover), 5960 nucleotides. Its product is annotated as putative disease resistance protein RGA3. Gene Ontology annotation, biological process: defense response to other organism. The transcript has 7 exons. Gene Ontology annotation, molecular function: ADP binding. The record is from RefSeq and is a predicted model, not a curated record. Bases 592 to 3690 code for a protein of 1032 amino acids. NCBI's taxonomy places the organism in Eukaryota, Viridiplantae, Streptophyta, Magnoliopsida, Fabales, Fabaceae.